Molecule: messenger RNA, 744 nt
Organism: Encephalitozoon cuniculi GB-M1
Lineage: Eukaryota; Fungi; Microsporidia; Unikaryonidae
Exons: 1
Coding region: 1-744 (247 amino acids)
Molecular function (GO): protein binding
Source: RefSeq, marked provisional
AUGGAAGAUCUUACGGAAGCCUUUCCGUUGCUCUUGGAAGCCCGAGCGUCUGUGACGCAGGGAGAGUUUGAACACGGGAUUGCUAUAUACAGCGAGCUUCUUGAGAGCAUGAACCCCGAUGACGAGAAGGUCCCUUAUGUUUAUAUUGAGUAUGCCGAUGCUCUCAUUAAAAGCUCGAACGUGUUUUUCAUCGAGGAGAUAUCCCGGAUCAGCGGAAGAAAGGGAUUGAAUUUGGAAGAAAGAAAGGGUGCCGAGGACGAUCUGGAGAUUGCAUGGAACCUUCUGGAGAUAUGCAAGAGCGCCUUCAGCAUAUUGAAGGAUUACGCGAUGCUGGCAAGAACAAGGUUCCUUCAGGGAGAAAUCUGCCUGCUGAAUAACGAGUUCCGAGACGGACUGCAUGAGCUUGUUGAGUGUGUUGCAGUGAUGGACAAGAUAUAUGAGAAGGACUGCUUCAAGUAUGCAGAUGUGUAUCUGUCGCUUGCAAACUGCUAUGAGUUUUUGGAGGACUUCGAAAUGAGCAAAGAGUAUUACGACAAAGCAAUAGGAAUAUACAGGGCUGAGCAGGAAAGAAGGGAGUCUGAUGAGGAGAAGAAUGAGAUUUGCGAUGUCAUAACCGAGCUUUUGCAAAAGGGGACGGAGCUGAGAUACAAGAAGGAGAGGCUUGAGAAUGUGGAUCUCCCUGACGAGCCUGAGUCGGACGACAUGUUUAUCGACAUAAAUGCUUGUAAACGUAAUAAAAAAUAA